AUACAGAUUGCUGUCGUUAGCUUUGCGUCUGCCUGCCUGGCUUGUUGAAGUUGUAACUGUCAAGCUAGGGUUACUGAUGUAACAGGCUUUUUAAAACCUCUUGCAGCUGCUUCUCUGUGAAACUGUGCUUGUCAAUCUGGGUGAGCAGCAGUCUGGCAUUUCAGUAAAAGUCCGGGUAAGGUCUGAAGCAUUUUAUGUAAGUAAUCGGAUAAACAAGAACACCAUAAAAGUGGCUGUCGUUAAUGUAUCGAUAAAGGAGCUGGACAGUGUACAGUCAAGCACAAUAGAUCACAGCUCUCCCUCUCGCCAUCUAGCAUCCAGCCCCCACCCCUACCCCCACCCCCAACGGCAGGAAAGGAAGCCCUUGUGCGGGGUGAUCGUGACUGAGGAGUUGUUUGAGAUUUGACACUUUGGAAAAUCUGCUGCAUCGGCAGUCCUUCGGAGAAAGUGUCCAAUAAGGGAUUUCAUUCCCACCCUUUCACCUCUUGAAAGUCUGAACCAGUCACAAGACCAACUCUGUUUCAGCUGGAGAGUUUCCCAGAGGAAUAUCAAUGACAUGUCCGAUAUUAAAGGCGCAGAUUCAUUCGGUUCUGGGAUGAUGACAUUCCUGAUUAAGAUACUGGCAGAAAUUUGCUGAAAGCACUUAAAAACUGGGGGUGUGGAUUGUGAAAAUAACAUGCUGGGCCUCGGUGACUCCGACAUGUCAACUGCUCGAUACAACCCAGGAUUUGAGAUGGAAUUUGGUUUCAGUGAUGACAUGGAAACCAAAGUACAAAUAGAUGAUGGGAAAAUGGAAUGCGUCGGUCCGGACACCUGGUACAAUCAGGUCAAGAAAAUGAUUGCACCUUACGUGAUGUCAUUCUGGUUUCGGAUUUUUGGUAUUGUUCUUAUAAUUGUUGAUGUUGUUCUUGUAAUUGUGGAUUUAUCAACUGCAAAUAAAAGUAAGCCCUUCAGGCACGGAAUUGUAGGCGUGUCACUGGCUAUAUCUUUCUUCUUCGUUAUUGAUGUCCUCCUUCGAAUCUUUGUGGAAGGGUUUCGUGUGUACUUCCAUUCUAAACUCAACAUUUUGGAUGCUGUGAUUGUGGUGGUGACCCAGGUUAUUACUAUGGUGUACGCCUUCUCUGAUCUGAGUGGUGCAACUCUCAUUCCCAGGGUGGUGACUGUCUUUCGUGUUCUACGAGUUGUCAUCUUGGUUAGAAUUUUCCGGCUUGCUUCACAGAAGAAGCACCUUGAAAAGGCCACCAGAAGGAUGGUGUCUGAGAACAAGAGGCGCUAUCAAAAGGAUGGGUUUGACUUGGACCUUACUUACAUUACUGAUCGUGUUAUCGCCAUGUCCUUUCCCUCCUCUGGGAAGCAGUCGCUGUACAGAAACCCAAUUGAGGAAGUUGCACGAUUCUUCGACACCAAGCACAAAGAUCACUACAAAGUUUACAACCUCUGCAGUGAAAAGGGGUACAAUCCAAGGUUCUUCCAUUACAGAGUGGAGCGUGUGUUUAUUGACGACCACAAUGUACCAGCUCUGGAGGAUAUGCUGAAAUUUACAGCUAAUGUUCGGGAUUGGAUGGCAGCUGAUGAGAAAAAUGUAAUAGCAAUUCAUUGCAAAGGUGGUAAAGGCAGGACCGGCACAAUGGUCUGUACCUGGUUAAUUGACAGCGAUCAGUUUGAGAAUGCAAAGGAAAGUUUGGAUUACUUUGGAGAACGACGAACGGACACAAGUGUCAGCUCAAAGUUUCAGGGAGUGGAAACUCCUUCCCAGAGCAGAUACGUUGGGUAUUACGAAGUGAUGAAGAACGAGUACAAACGGCAGCCACCACCUCCGAAGAAACUCAAAAUGAAAAGUAUCAGAAUCUAUUCAAUUCAUGGAGUUGGUCGAAACAAUGGUAGUGACUUGAAAGUUGAAAUCAUCGUGAAGAAGGUGCUGGUAUUUCAGUGUGUGUGUGCGACACAGGAAAACUGUAAGCUUUUCUUUGAUGCCGGGAGCAACUCUGCUAUAAUUAGUUUGGAGAACGGUCCCGAGGUCAGCGGAGAUGUCAAAGUCAGAUUUGAAACUAAUGGGGGCCUACCUAAAGGUUAUGACGACUGUCCUUUCUACUUCUGGUUCAACACAUCCUUCAUUGUAAAUAAUAGGCUCUGCUUGUCCAGGGAUGAACUCGAUAACCCCCACAAGCCAAAAACCUGGAAAAUCUACACCGAAAAAUUUGCAGUUGAGGUGAACUUUGACGAACCCGAUUCCAGUUAAUCCCGUACCACCUCUGGCCAGAGACGUGGAGAUGACGCCAGGCAGUUUGUGAUGUAAAUAUUAUUUGUGGGAAGUGUGCCACUGCCUUCUGUGGGGAGGAGGGAGAGAUUACUGUCCCUAUAACUAUAGUAUUGUCACGGUACUAUAUUGUGGCAACUCCUAAUUACUGCAACACAUUCCAGUUUAAAAACUUUUUUUUUUGUACUGAAUGGAAAACAAAUGUUGUCAAAGUGGCAGCCUUCCCUGAUAAUGCCGAGCCCUUUCCAUAAGAUUGCCAGUGUUGUUUACCUCAAAGAGGGUUGAUUGUCAGUGAUCCCAGGACUGGAUUAGAUGUUUUUUUAAAAAGAACCUUUGAUAUUUUUACCCGUUCACAGCUUACUUUGUCUGACAGAACACGGACAAUCGGCAAUGUUACGACAGCAUUAGUACAAUGUGAUCUUCCGCUCCCCGUCCCCUUCAGCUGAUUUUUAUUUUUGUUUUCUUUCCCUUACACUUUGUCAUGAGUGCCCUCUGCACGAGUAGCCUGAAUGUAUUUAACAGUCGUUGUGCAGUAUUCAGAUCCCGGCAAGAGACCUCUUUGGCUCGGGGCUCAGCCACAGCACUGCACAUGUGGAGGGGAAAAGGUGUGAGGAAACGCCCACGCUGGCAUUAUCCUGUUGAGUGAUCUGAUUAUUCGAAUCUGCCUAAUGAAGUGGUACUCCACCUGCUACAGACCCUCGAGCCUAGAUCACUUUCAAUGGAACUUUGUACAUUUCUUGUCUGAUUCACUAGCACGAUUGUAGCAUGGGUGGUAAUGUUUAACUAUGAUAAAACGCAUCUAUCACUGUAGAGUUCUUGAAUUUCUCAAUAAACAGUAAAAUGCCAA
This is a messenger RNA of Amblyraja radiata (thorny skate), 3104 nucleotides long. RefSeq names its product transmembrane phosphatase with tensin homology (gene tpte). Gene Ontology annotation, molecular function: monoatomic ion channel activity; phosphatidylinositol-3,4,5-trisphosphate 3-phosphatase activity. Gene Ontology annotation, biological process: monoatomic ion transport; dephosphorylation; transmembrane transport. The transcript has 19 exons. Bases 677 to 2239 code for a protein of 520 amino acids. NCBI's taxonomy places the organism in Eukaryota, Metazoa, Chordata, Chondrichthyes, Rajiformes, Rajidae. Gene Ontology annotation, cellular component: membrane; cytosol. The record is from RefSeq and is a predicted model, not a curated record.